Messenger RNA from Corticium candelabrum, 1718 nucleotides. RefSeq lists its product as uncharacterized. Bases 736 to 1596 code for a protein of 286 amino acids. The record is from RefSeq and is a predicted model, not a curated record. The transcript has 3 exons. NCBI's taxonomy places the organism in Eukaryota, Metazoa, Porifera, Homoscleromorpha, Homosclerophorida, Plakinidae. Gene Ontology annotation, biological process: signal transduction. Gene Ontology annotation, molecular function: protein binding.
GUAACUAAGUGUAAUUGACGCACGUGACUUGCAGCUCUACAGGGUAACAUUGCAGCUCUACAGAGUGAUAGCAUUUCUCCGCUUGUGAAUGCCUUGGAGUAGGUGACGUUGCCUGCUGCAUGUUUUGUUUACUGUGUGAACAGUUCCGGGUGUAGCUAAGAGUUUAUUGACGCAAUCUUCAAAUCCGCUUCAUUUGUCUGUUUGUUUGAGUAUCUGUGGCUGAGCAGUUGCAACAGGAAACUGUGAGGUGCCUAGUGGGUGUGUUGCAACUGGAAACAUAGAGUGCUGUAUCAGUAAUGUGUGUUGUUGUAUGUAUAAUAGGAAUUUUGUUUGCUACCUGAUAAUCAUAAAUGUCUAGACAAGCAGUCAAGUCAACUAACUGCACAGUCUGUUUAUCUGCUUGCACACUUACUUGUUUGUCUGUGUGUCUGGUUAUGUGUGUGUGUGUGUGUGUGUGUGUGUGUGUGUGUGUGUGUGUGUGUGUGUGCAUGUGUGUUGUUUGUCAGUCUGUUUGUCAGUCUGUCUGUCAGUCUGUCUGUCAGUCUGUCUGUCAGUCUGUCUGUCUGUCUGUUUGUCUGUCAGUCUGUUUGUGUAUAUGAGCAAAUGUACAGUAGGUAUGAAUUUGUUAUAUGUAUAUAUUGUUUCUAUCUAUUAACUUAAUUUACAUUUUCUCUUAGUUAGAGGUCUACAUCAACACACACAAGCAUUCUGAACAAGUGAAUCUUUGUCUAAGUUAUGUCCAAAAAAUCUGAAUCAAAGGUUUCCUCUCAGUUUCUUAGUGAUUUUCUUAGUAAUAAUCGAGAUGCCAUGUGGCAGCCGAAUCCAAACAUGCCACUCUACAUCGGCCGCAGUCUUCACUUUCCUGUCAAUAAUCUAUCUGCUGCAGCCUUCAGCUUUAUUCAAAUCAACAUCAAAGCUACUUUCCGGCGUGCUGCAACCUCGUGGCAAACCGGAAUAAAAGUGACACAAACGUCCAUCCCUCACGAGUGCCUUAUUGAAAUCUUAGAUGAAGGAGAAUCUGUAAACGUCGUCGUUCGAGGUCCUAAAGACAGCAUCACCGAGUGUCAAGAUCUCCUCCACACUUGCAUGAAUAACAUUGGACAAUCAUUGGAAACACUGAAAUGUGUGAGUGAAAUCAGACGAGGGUACUUGAGUCCUAAGCAGAUAGCAGAGCUACGAGUGGAUCCGUGUCACUAUACUGAGCAGCAGAUGGCAUGUGCUGUGAACAGUACUGGAGACUAUGUGAAGGCACCUGGCGGAGUGUCGGAUGAGUUGUGUAGUUUCUUUAUGACAGGCGAAGAGAUGGCCAAACUGAUGCAGAGGGACAGCCAAAGAGGAGAUUCUGACUGCAUUUCGGAGGAUAAGCUUAGAGAUACAGCACAAGGCAUUGCCUCUGACUGGCAAGCUGUAGCCAGUUUUCUUGAGCCACAGCCGCUGAUGCAAUAUGAGAUCUCAAAAAUCGAAAAGAAACAUGCAACAGGAAAGCAACAGGCACAAGCAAUGCUGCAAGAGUGGAAAAACACCUACAAAUCGCGUGCAACCUGGGACAGACUGGAGCGUGCAAUUCAUCGAGCUAGAACAACUGAUAAGCAAUAAACUUAACUUGCAUUACACAUGCACCAUACAUUAGUGGAUUAGAAAGUUAGCUGCUUUUACUGUGAGAUUUGAAUGUUUGUAUGCUGACAUGUGACGUCAUAGAUGUAGAGGUUGUUGUUGGA